Molecule: messenger RNA, 1008 nt
Organism: Rosa chinensis
Lineage: Eukaryota; Viridiplantae; Streptophyta; Magnoliopsida; Rosales; Rosaceae
Product: agamous-like MADS-box protein AGL11
Exons: 8
Coding region: 61-678 (205 amino acids)
Biological process (GO): positive regulation of transcription by RNA polymerase II
Cellular component (GO): nucleus
Molecular function (GO): RNA polymerase II cis-regulatory region sequence-specific DNA binding; protein dimerization activity; DNA-binding transcription factor activity, RNA polymerase II-specific
Source: RefSeq, a predicted model, not a curated record
CCUAGCUAGCUAGCUAUCUAUAUAUGCAGUAGUCACUGAAGAAGUAGCAGUAGUAGAGAAAUGGGGAGGCGAAAAGUGGAGCUGAAGAGAAUAGAGAGUUCGAUCAGCAGGCAGGUGACCUUCUCAAAACGCCGUACCGGCAUCCUAAAGAAGGCCUUUGAGCUUUCCGUCCUCUGCGAUGCUGAAGUUGCCCUCAUCGUUUUCUCUCCCUCCGGCAAGCUUUAUCAAUAUGCAAGCCAUGACAUAAAUAGAACGAUUGCGAUGUAUAGAAGUGAAAUAGGACUCCCUCAAUCAAGUAACCCUGCAUGCUCUACAAGGAUUGGAACCAUGGAGUUACGGAGGAUUAAUGAAACUGAAGAGUUAAGAAGGUCAAUACAGAAAUUGGAAAUGAGGCUCAAGAACUUAGCUGGAGCAGAGCUAUCAAUGCUGGGCAUGCAAGAGUUGAAACAGCUAGAGAGACAGUUAAAAACUGGGGUUCAACGCAUCCGCUCUGAAAUGACACGGAUCACUUCGGAGAAUAUCCGCAUGCUGAAAAAGAAGCAUAAAGCACAGCAAGAGGAAAAUAGGCUUCUGCAGAAAAGAGUUAAGUUGCACGAGCUUGAUCAAUAUGGUAAUGCAAGCUGCUCGAUAACAUUGGGAGCAAGUGCACGCAAUGUGAUUAAUGCAUUUCAGACCUAGCUAGGGUUCUUCUUCUUCGUCAGGAUCGAUAUUUGCUGCUGUAAUGCUGUCAUACGCGCUAAACAAGCAUCAAAUUAAAACGAUCAUUUCCGCGAUCCGACCCUGGAGCUAGAGAUAUCUAGUACUUACUAUGAAAAGGCACAGAUGUUUAUUUAUUUUCGUUUUUGUAUUUUUGUUUGAACAAGAACUACUAUGUACGUUUUCUGUUUUUUUCUUUCCUGUGUAUGGAAUUGUUGGGGUGUACGUAUUGGUUUUGAUGCAUGUAAUUAACGCUGUUGCACAAGUGUAUAAGCUCUAUCAAAAUAUAUGAUUGUUUCUUUUAAUGUGAUA